Messenger RNA from Fragaria vesca subsp. vesca, 1417 nucleotides. Its product is annotated as very-long-chain 3-oxoacyl-CoA reductase 1-like. Bases 185 to 1144 code for a protein of 319 amino acids. Gene Ontology annotation, molecular function: ketoreductase activity. The record is from RefSeq and is a predicted model, not a curated record. Gene Ontology annotation, cellular component: endoplasmic reticulum. Lineage: Eukaryota; Viridiplantae; Streptophyta; Magnoliopsida; Rosales; Rosaceae. The transcript is spliced from 3 exons.
ACGGAAACAGAGUUAGUUAAAUGUGGUGGUUUUCCGCUCAUCUACUUCAUCAACCUCUCCUCUCCUCCUAUCACACACUUCUAUAUAAUAACACUCCAUCCUUCACUUCCCACCAUAACUCUCCCUCCUCCUCUUCAUCUUCUUCACUUCAAACUCUAAAUUCUCUAGAUCUCAAAAUACAACUAUGGAGUGCUGUAUGAUUGGACACCUAAAGACUCAGCCUUGGUGGGUUUUGGCUCUGUUCACUAUUGGCUCCUUGUCCAUACUCAGAUUCUCACUCUCUGUCCUCAACUGGGUGUUCGUCAAUUUCCUCAGACCCGCCAAGAAUCUCAGAAAGUACGGAUCUUGGGCACUCGUCACCGGACCCACCGACGGCAUUGGCAAAGCCUUCGCUUUUCAAUUGGCUCGCAAAGGCCUUAAUCUGGUCUUGGUCGGCAGAAGCCCCAGUAAGCUGAAGGACGUCUCCGACGCGAUUCAGGCCAAGUACGGCAAGACCCAGAUCAAGACCGUCGUCGUUGACUUCAGCGGCGACCUGGACGAAGGGGUGAAGAGGAUUCAAGAGAGCAUUGAGGGUCUGGACUUGGGGGUUCUGAUCAACAACGUUGGGAUUUCGUAUCCUUAUGCGAGGUACUUUCACGAAGUGGAUGAGGAGUUGUUGAGGAACUUGAUUAAGAUCAAUGUUGAAGGGACCACUAAGGUUACGCAGGCUGUCUUGUUGGGGAUGUUGGAGAGGAAGAGAGGAGCUAUUGUUAAUAUUGGGUCGGCUGCUGGGAUUAUACCCUCUGAUCCUCUCUAUGCUGUUUACGCAGCUACAAAAGGGUAUGUUGAUCAGUUCUCUAGGUGCCUUAAUGUGGAGUACAAGAACAAGGGGAUUGAUGUGCAGUGUCAGGUUCCAUUGUAUGUGGCAACAAAGAUGGCAUCUAUCAAGAGGUCUUCCUUCUUUGUACCAUCAACUGAUACUUAUGCGCGGGCAGGUUUAAACAAGAUAGGCUAUGAAGCUCGUUGCACUCCUUACUGGCCUCAUACUCUUCUUUGGGCUUUGGCAGCCUCAAUCCCAGAGUCCAUUUUUGACGCAUGGCGACUUCGAUUUAGCUUAGGCAUCCGAAAAAGAGGACAACUCAAAGAUUCAAGGAAGAAGGAUUAGACCUUUUGACAAAUUUCUAGCGAGAAAGCAGUUUGAUUUAGCAGAUUAGAACUUGUUAAAGUUCAUUGUUUCCUGAGAAGCCAUCCUCUGUUAUAUGUUUUUGAUUUCCAUGGUUUUUGUUAAUCAAUAACUUCCCUCGUUCAGAAGUUUCAAUAAAGUAUUUCCCUUCCCUCUUAUGCAUUCUUGUUAAAUGUUAAUGCCCUGAACAAAAUGUCGCCUCCCAUUGUUCCAAUAUCAUCAAUACACCUGAAUUAUCACAGCAGUCCCAUUAAU